This is a messenger RNA of Cyclopterus lumpus (lumpfish), 3757 nucleotides long. It is a transcript of the gene nrbp1, whose product is annotated as nuclear receptor binding protein 1. The record is from RefSeq and is a predicted model, not a curated record. Gene Ontology annotation, cellular component: cytoplasm; endomembrane system. Bases 590 to 2194 code for a protein of 534 amino acids. The transcript has 18 exons. Lineage: Eukaryota; Metazoa; Chordata; Actinopteri; Perciformes; Cyclopteridae. Gene Ontology annotation, biological process: intracellular signal transduction; protein phosphorylation; endoplasmic reticulum to Golgi vesicle-mediated transport. Gene Ontology annotation, molecular function: ATP binding; protein kinase activity.
AUCUGGCAACCACACUCUGAGCAGUUGUCGCCAUCAUAUUUGGCUAAAUGUCAAGCUAGCCUCUAAGUCACCCAGCUGCUGUGGUUCGAGGAUAUAAAGUUAAUGCCACCUUUACCCUCUCUUUUGUUUCUGCUGUCGAGCAUCAGUGAACUACGAUGCCGUCGUUAUUCGGAGAACGCGUCUAGGACCGGCGCUGCUGUGAUAUCGUGUAGUUUGACGUUACUCUCACGUUAGCGGUUGCUAAUUGUCUCCACUCGCCGGAGUCUUGAGAAGCAGCGGAAGGCUGCGAAAACUGUUAGCCGGCUAGCUGGCUAGCUGGCUGCCCAAAACAAACCGUGAGCGACACUUGUACCGUUAACGUGAAGAAAGCGACGUCUGUGUACGGUGUCACGUGCUCAGUUGAGUUGUAACGCAUCUUAUCUAAGGAGCUAGCGCGACGCUGGCUGCGACUCCGCUGAAGAAGCGGAUGGUUUUUAGCUCACAAAGCUAACAAAACACGAAGCUAGGACUGGUCUUCUGCUAAACUGGAGCUGGCAUCGUCACACCUCCCGUCUCUGAAACCCGGCUGUUGGGCCUGAGAACCAAGAAGAUGUCUGAGGGAGAAAACAAGCAGGCCUCAGAGACUGCCCAGGAAGUGAAGGCAGAGUCCAUUGCUGCUGCACCCACGGGUCAAGCUGUGUCAUCGGUGUCUCCCCCUGUGUCGAUGGUGACCCAACCUGCAGCUACUGCUGCCACGGAGGAUGAGGAAGAGGAGAGUGAGGAUGAGUCAGAGAUUUUGGAGGAAAGCCCAUGUGGACGCUGGCAGAAACGCAGAGAAGAGGUGAAUCAGCGCAACGUCCCUGGGAUCGAUAAUGCUUACUUGGCCAUGGACACUGAGGAAGGAGUUGAGGUGGUCUGGAACGAGGUCAUGUUCUCUGAAAGGAAGAAUUUCAAACUACAGGAGGAAAAAGUCAAAGCUGUUUUUGACAAUCUGAUCCAGCUGGAGCACUUGAACAUUGUGAAGUUUCACAAGUACUGGGCCGAUGUCAAGGAGAACAGAGCGAGGGUCAUAUUCAUCACAGAGUACAUGUCCUCAGGAAGUCUCAAACAGUUUUUGAAAAAGACGAAGAAAAACCACAAGACCAUGAAUGAAAAGGCCUGGAAGCGCUGGUGCACACAAAUACUCUCUGCUCUCAGCUACCUGCACUCAUGUCAACCUCCCAUCAUUCAUGGCAACUUAACCUGUGACACCAUCUUUAUCCAGCACAACGGCCUCAUCAAGAUUGGCUCAGUUGCUCCAGACACCAUCAAUAACCAUGUGAAAACCUGCCGGGAAGAGCAAAAGAGUCUUCACUUCUUUGCUCCCGAAUAUGGAGCUGUUGCCAAUGUUACCACAGCUGUGGAUAUCUAUUCCUUUGGAAUGUGCGCCUUAGAGAUGGCUGUGUUGGAAAUCCAGAGCAAUGGAGAUUCGUCUUAUGUGUCCCAAGAAGCCAUAAACAGUGCCAUUCAGUCCCUAGAGGACCCAUUGCAAAGGGAAUUUAUCCAGAAGUGUCUGGAGGUAGACCCCAGUAAACGACCCACAGCUAAGGAGCUGUUGUUUCACCAGGCCUUGUUUGAGGUGCCCUUACUCAAGCUGCUGGCUGCACACUGCAUCGUCAGCCACCAACAUAUGAUUCCAGAAAAUGCUUUAGAAGAGAUGACAAAGAACAUGGACCCUACCUUGGUGAUCGUUGAGGUUAAGGAUGGAGUUCAGAUGAAGCUCUCGCAGUUUCCUGCACUUGAGCUGGACAAGUUCCUGGAAGAUGUCAGGAAUGGGAUCUAUCCUCUAACUGCGUUUGGUGUACCGAGUCCACAGCAACCUCAGCAGGAGGCGGUGAAAUCGCCCAUAGUGCCCCCCUCCGUGAAAAGCCCGACCCCUGAACCCGCAGAACUUGAGACCAGGAAGGUCCUUCAGAUGCAGUGCAAUAUUGAGCCCGUUGAUGAGGGAAGCAAGCAUCAUCUGACCUUGUUGUUGAAACUUGAGGAUAAAUUGAACAGGCACUUAAGCUGUGAUUUGUUACCAAAUGAGAAUGUGCAGGAGCUGUCUGUGGAGCUUGUUCAGCUGGGAUUCAUCAGUGAGGGCGAUCAACCACGACUUGCAUCCGUUCUUGAAGAGGCCUUUUCGAAGUUCUACAGCCGGAAUGGGUCUCUCAAUCCGGUGACUGUUUCCUCGUAGCGGAGGACUCACUCGGCCUUCUGUCGGCCCUCCUCGUCCUCUACAACAGGACUAUCUUUUUGCUCCACCUCUGGGUUGCAGGAAAGCUUUGUGAGGACGGAGGAGGAAGCCGAUGGUUGCAGAUCCUGCAGCCUGUCGUAUCUUCUGGUGGGGAAAGCUGCCACUAAGUGGCUGUCGCUUUCAAUCUUCUUUUUUUUUCUCUUUUCUUUUUUUUUUUUUCUCCCACCCAAUACAGCCAUCUGCUUCUCUUUUUAAAAGAAGAAAUCCUAGUUGCAACUUAAAGGAAAAUACAAAUGUUUUCACUUUUUUGGCACUUAUUUCUUUAGUAGUGAAGAAAGAGGUAAGCUACAUUAGACUGGAUGACAGCAGUAUUUUUCUUAAGUCAGUAUUAAAACUGUAUUUUAAACAUUUUUACUUAAAACUGUUGAAUAGUUGUCUGUAUAAAAAAAAAUAUGGUUGUCCCGGCAUACUGAAGUGUAUGUAUUAUAGUGUUGUAAAGUCUUGUUGUCUGGUCCUAUAAUCUUUCUCCUCAGCAGCGAGUGGGGCAUCUUCCUCCCUUGUAUCGGUUUUCGAAGACUCUGGAAUGCAUCGAGCUAGUAAUGCAACGGAUGCAACGUCACUUUUACUUCAAAAUUCUUUAAUUAUACAAAGUAGUCAUGCAAUAUGCAGCCGCAACACAAUUUCAAGAGCUGUAGCUAAAAUAUAACUAUUUAUUUGUGUAUUUUUCUUGAGUACUGUAAAUCACUUCCAGCACUAAGGCCGGUGGUUGUUUGAAUGUAUGCUUUUUAUUUGCUUUCUUUCUUUUUAAGUCAUUAUUUUUGGGCAUCAUCACGUGACUGUGGUCCAACCGCUUUAGCUUCUGUUUUCCAAGCAGCCCCUUGCAGCACUCAUUGAUUCGGACGAGAAUAAUAUAAAGUUUUCUUUCGGGGACAUUUUACACAGGAGAGGUUGGUUAGAUUCAUGUGGCGAUGGUUUCAUGGUCUGGUUUUCAAGAGGUUCAGUGAAUGCAUGUCUGCUUUUCUGUCUAAAUGGAAAUGGAUGCACGCGACGAGCUUGCUUCUGGAGUUGGCUCCUUUCUCAUUUUAACAUCAAUUGUGAAAGAGUUGCGUAAUUAAUCAUGCAUAGGAGGGUUUGUCAGCUCAGGCCUGUCAACAUUUAGAUUGUGUGACUGACUCAUUUGUUUUCUUCAUGGCUGAAGUAUUCUGCGUGACACCAGAGCUAAAAGGUUGUCCCUGCCAUAUCGUUAUUGGCUCAAGCCCCCCAUCUAUGUUAACUGUUUUGGGAAACUCUGUUUGUUUGCACUGCUGUACACUUUUCUAUCUUGUUGGAAAUGUCCUGUGGCCUCUGGCUUCUCUAUGUAGAUAAAUUGGAAAUGGCAUCAUUUAAAGAUGCCAGUGAUGGAGUUAAUAACUCUAUGCUGUGACACUACUACUUUGACAGGUCUGUAGAUACUUCGAGAUACAAGUGUGGAACUGCCUGGCAUGCUUGUAACCAUCGUAUACACUAGGCUGGACACAGUGCUCUGUUUCUUUUUCACUUCCUGAAAUAAAUAUUUACACUUCA